CCGGGAGUCAUGGACCCCAGACUGGUAGCCUUUGUGCUCCUCACCGCGACACUCGUCGUCGGCACCGUCUACUCGAUCUCCAGCAACACCUACCUCGACACCUCCGACCCGUUCCUCACCGACCUCCCGCACCACCUCAGCCAGACAGACUACUUCGCCUCCAAGUCCAACAUCCUAAACGUCUACUUCAUCAAGUGCGCGUGGGCCUGGACCUCUGCUGCCUUCGUCGCGCUCUGGGCAACCACCCCGCGCAGGCAGCGCACCGUCGUGCCGCGCCUGCUGCAGUACGCCCUCGCCACCGCCGUCUGGCUCGGCUUCACCAGCUGGUUCUUCGGCCCGGCUCUCAUCGAGCGCUUCGUGGCCGCCUCGGGAGGCGAGUGCGUCGUGUCCCUCCCGACGGGCGCGAUCGUGUCGGUGCCGAACGAAUACUGCUUCACCAAGUCCACCAUCUCGCCCACUACGCACCCGGGCUUGUUCGGCGCCGUGCUCGUCCUCCCCGAGAUAGACUGGCACGGACGUCCGCGCUUGCGCAGGGGACACGACGUCUCGGGCCACGUCUUCCUCCUCACGCUAUCCACCCUCUUCCUCGCCGACCAGCUGAGGUCGUCGCUCCGCGCGCCCUCUUGGCCGCAAGCACACAAGGUGGCGCUCGGUUUGAAUGUGGCUCUUAUUGGAGUGUGGAUGUUUGCAAACUAUACUACAAGUGUGUACUUCCACGCCCCAUUUGAGAAGGUCACCGGAUAUCUCCUAGGUCUCGCCGGGUUUGCUCUUACCCAGGUUCCUCUCCUACUUGCCGCACCGAAGCCUGUCAAGACUCGGUAGAAGAAGCGAUACGUCCGUUGCAGUACCAGCCUUUUUCAUCCGUCAUGGGACAAUAAGAAGAAUAUCAAGGACAUCAUCUCACUAUCAUCUGAGGCACAUGUAGCUUAGAUCUUCCCUAUUUAGCUCAAGUGUGGAAUUAAUGUAAGAUGCAUAUUAGAUCGUAUCAGUCGCCUUUUC
Messenger RNA from Coniophora puteana RWD-64-598 SS2, 999 nucleotides. RefSeq lists its product as uncharacterized. Gene Ontology annotation, biological process: phospholipid biosynthetic process; lipid storage; lipid droplet organization. The transcript is spliced from 2 exons. Gene Ontology annotation, cellular component: endoplasmic reticulum membrane. NCBI's taxonomy places the organism in Eukaryota, Fungi, Basidiomycota, Agaricomycetes, Boletales, Coniophoraceae. The record is from RefSeq and is a predicted model, not a curated record. The coding region runs from base 10 to 822 and encodes 270 amino acids.